AUGGUGGAUUUCCUCUUCAAUGCCUCUUUCUUGGAUGAUAUGGGGGAUCAUUCCAAAAAGAAAUCAGGAAUUGCAAUGUGCGUGGGCUGUGGGAGUCAGAUACACGACCAGUACAUCAUGAGGGUUUCCCCGGACCUAGAGUGGCAUGCAGCCUGCCUCAAGUGUGCAGAGUGCAGCCAAUAUCUGGACGAGAGCUGCACUUGCUUCGUCCGAGAUGGAAAAACUUAUUGUAAAAGAGAUUAUGGAAGGUUAUUUGGCAUAAAAUGUGCAAAAUGCAACACGGGCUUCUGCAGCAGCGACUUGGUAAUGAGAGCACGGGAAAGUGUGUAUCACAUGGAGUGUUUUCGGUGCUCCGUGUGCAGUCGACACCUUCUACCCGGGGACGAGUUCUCGGUGCGGGACGACGAGCUGCUGUGUCGGGCCGACCAUGCCCUGUUGCUGGAUCGGACCUCCGGAGACAGCCCGCUAAGUCCUGGAAACAUUCACGGCAGACCCCUGCACAUUUCUGACACAGUCUCCGUUCGGCACCAAUCACAUCACCGGAACCACAUUCACAAGCAGUCCGAGAAGACCACCAGGGUCCGGACGGUGCUGAACGAGAAGCAGCUCCACACGCUGCGGACGUGUUAUAACGCCAAUCCGAGGCCCGACGCCCUCAUGAAGGAGCAGCUAGUGGAGAUGACCGGCCUGAGCCCCAGGGUCAUCCGAGUUUGGUUCCAGAACAAACGCUGCAAAGACAAGAAGAAGUCCAUUCUGAUGAAGCAGCUGCAGCAGCAGCAACACUGUGACAAAACGAACCUGCAAGGCCUUACAGGAACCCCCCUGGUGGCUGGCAGCCCCAUCCGCCACGAUAGCAGCGUGCAGGCCAACUCGGUGGAGGUGCAGACGUACCAACCACCGUGGAAAAGCCUCAGUGACUUUGCCCUGCAGAGUGAUCUGGAUCAGCCCGCCUUCCAACAACUGAUGUCUUUUUCCGAGUCUGGCUCGUUGGGGAACUCUUCGGCCAGUGACGUCACCUCGCUCUCGUCUCAGCUUCCGGACACACCGAACAGCAUGGUACCGAGUCCAGUGGACACGUGA
Molecule: messenger RNA, 1080 nt
Organism: Nerophis lumbriciformis (worm pipefish)
Lineage: Eukaryota; Metazoa; Chordata; Actinopteri; Syngnathiformes; Syngnathidae
Source: RefSeq, a predicted model, not a curated record